Messenger RNA from Cryptococcus wingfieldii CBS 7118, 468 nucleotides. RefSeq lists its product as hypothetical. The record is from RefSeq and is a predicted model, not a curated record. Lineage: Eukaryota; Fungi; Basidiomycota; Tremellomycetes; Tremellales; Cryptococcaceae. Bases 1 to 468 code for a protein of 155 amino acids. The transcript has a single exon.
AUGCCGUCAUCGCCGUCCCGUAUGACCCAUGAUCAUCCUGUGAGGGACCAGCGCACGUCGCAUGCCGAAGGCUCGUCAGCGUCCAGAGCAUACCGACCACAAGAGACCUCCCCUAGGGCAAGGGAGUCUCCGCCCAAUGGUGAUCGAAGUCGAAGGCAGUCCCUAGUGGCGAGCCCGACACAGUCGGAUAUGUCUGUCAAAGCAGCGCCCAGGCCCUCACUCACAUCGGUAGCCUCUCGAAGUAGUCGUGUCUCCGAACAGAAGCCGACUCAUUCCCGCGAAGAUGGUAAAAAGUCCUCGAAGAAGCCCGCGUACGACGAUCCUGAUUCGGAUGUAGAAUCGACAGCCGGGGUCUCUAGGGGCAAAGGGCGUACAGGAAUGGAUGAAAAUGAGCGGCGACGGCUGGAACACAGGAGGAUGAGCAUGUUUCAGAACGACGUAGAGGAUGCCGAAAAGCCCAGAAAGUGA